Neurospora tetrasperma FGSC 2508 is the source of this 1861-nucleotide messenger RNA. RefSeq lists its product as uncharacterized. Gene Ontology annotation, biological process: regulation of DNA-templated transcription. The record is from RefSeq and is a predicted model, not a curated record. NCBI's taxonomy places the organism in Eukaryota, Fungi, Ascomycota, Sordariomycetes, Sordariales, Sordariaceae. Gene Ontology annotation, molecular function: DNA-binding transcription factor activity, RNA polymerase II-specific; zinc ion binding. The annotation marks the transcript as partial. The transcript has 3 exons.
AUGGUCAGGGCAGGAAGGCAAAAGGUCAGAACGGGCUGCUAUACAUGCAAGAUCCGCAAAGUAAAAUGUGACGAGACCAAGCCGAGCUGCCUCCGCUGCACCAAGACAGGCCGCAGGUGUGAUGGCUAUCCAGCCGCUCCGUUGCAUUCGCAGUCAUGGCAGGAGCUCUUGGCCAAACGGCCCAUCAUCCCGGCCAUGACGCAUCGUCACAACUCCCAGGAGGGCCGCGCCCUCGAGUUCUACCGGUGCGUGCUCGCGCCCACCUUCUCCGGCUCCCUAGACGACGACUUCUGGACCCACGUGGUCAGCCGUGCUAGCUACCAGAAUCCCGUCGUCCGCCAUGCCGUCGUUGCCAUCAGUUCCAUCUGCGAGCUCAUCGGCGACCCCAGCGUCAAGGGGCAAGCCCUCGUCAAGUUCCCAAAGGGUCGAUAUGCCAUCGGCCACUAUAACCGCGCCCUCCAGGAUAUAUCCAAGACGGAUGAUGAGGCCAUGGUCAUCUUUGUCUGUAUUUUGUUCGUCUGUAUAGAAAUCCUUCAGGGCAACCGUGAGGCGGCCAUCUCUCACUGCCAUCAUGGCGUCCAGAUCCUUAACCAGCUGAACGGGGGCAAGAGCAAAGUAAACUCGUCAAGUUCCAUCUUGUCGCGGGACCAGCUUCUAAACCCCUUUGCCCGUCUGAGCAUCUUCCCCUUCUUCUAUGGCAGCACAGUGGACGUCUUCCCCAACCUUCUCCGGCACGGGUCCGAGGCGCCAGAGUCAGACGGUACCUACGGCUCCUCCUCCGCCGCCACCUCGGCAUCCGACAGCGCCCUAACGGUGCUCGACGAGCUACGCUCCGGUCUCGACCUCCUCGUCGCGCGAGCCAUGCGCUUCCUCCGCUCCGCCGACCUCUACCGGAUCGGGCCUUCGCGGCACGUGCCCGUCCCCUCCCACAUCCUGACCGAGCAGGCCAAUCUGACCAAAUCGAUCGAUGACUGGCUGGUCCGCUUCACCAUUUUCAGCGCACUGCACUCGCCCACCGAGGACGCGGCGGGCUUGUUCUACCAGAUGCGCAUGAAGAGCUACAUCACCAAGAUCUGGAUUGCCACGGCGCUCGACCGUACCGAGAUGGUGUACGACCGGUUUGUUCCCCUGUUCCGCGAGAUCGUUGAUAUGGCCGGCCGCUAUCUGGAUGGUGGUCCCGCAUCCCCGACCAACGCCAACGCCCAGAAACCCCGUUUUGUCUAUGAAAUGGCUUACCUCCCUAUGCUCUAUUUCGUUGUCAUGCGCUGCCGGCACCUCGAGACCCGCGUGACUGCUUUAGAGCACAUGACCACCCUAUCAGCGUUGCACCAAGGACUCUGGGACUCAACACUAACCUUUUGCAUCGGCUGGCGACUCAUUGAAAUCGAGCAUGGCGCUGACCGGGAGACACUCUUGCUAGCCAUGGCGCAGGCAAAGAGUUUUGGGCAGUCCAUGUCCCGUACUUAUUCUCGUCUAGCACCAGAUUCCAAUUCGUUGGUGGGGAGGAUGAUGCCCGGGACGACACCGAUGCCCCCCGACAGGAUGAGACUAAGGGAGUGUGUGAUUACAGGUGAUCAUACCGUGGAACAAAAGGAUAGCCCGGGCUCGGGCUUGAGGACGGGGUAUAGAAGGGUCAUUUUUCAUGUGUGGAAGCCGGAGCGUGAGGGCGGGGUGGGCACGUUUGAGGAGUGGGUGCCGAUUUCGGAGCCGCCGCCGAUGAGGGAUAUGUGUUAUGACUAUGAGUUUGCGCAGGCGGCGGCGGCGGAGACGGAGGGGAAUGAGUUGGUUGAGGUCAAGUUGGAGCCUAGCUUUGGUUUGAGCUUUGUUGAGGCAAAGCCCAAUUUCGGCUCUUAUUAUGUUG